Molecule: messenger RNA, 2399 nt
Organism: Danio aesculapii
Lineage: Eukaryota; Metazoa; Chordata; Actinopteri; Cypriniformes; Danionidae
Gene: echdc2
Product: enoyl CoA hydratase domain containing 2
Exons: 9
Coding region: 247-1209 (320 amino acids)
Biological process (GO): fatty acid beta-oxidation
Cellular component (GO): mitochondrion
Molecular function (GO): enoyl-CoA hydratase activity
Source: RefSeq, a predicted model, not a curated record
AUUACACACAUAAAACACACUGGGCAGUAAUCCAUCAAAUAGAGUUUCCCCCGUAUGCGUCGUGGCAACCGUUUGUUUGAGGAAGUGAGGAAGAGAAAUACAAGUGGCGUUUUGCAAAACAUGAAUCUCCCACAAGGCUUAUUAUUAACAUAAACAGCUCGGUUUGAUUCCGGGUUAUACAGUUUCAGUCUGAGGGCCGAAAAGAUCAGUGUCAGAACACCACAUGCGAAAGGUCUUUCAUAUUUAAUGAUGAGUGUCUUGAGGACUCGAAUGUUUCUCAUUCAGCCCGGUGUGGAGGUGAUGAUGGCGGCAGCGCGCGGUGUGUUUGCAGGGCCGAUCAAGAGACUUCUCCCCCGGGGUAGUUUUACUCAGACUCGCGCCUGGUCCUCUCAUGGUUCCGUUUCUGAUUGGAGGGAAGUCCGGCUGAAUCGGCUUGAGGGUGAAGACAACGGUAUCGUGGAAGUGCUGAUGUGUCGCGAAAGAGCACGCAACUCUCUGGGACAUGUGUUUGUGGGUCAGAUGAGGGAUCUGGUGUCGUCAUUACAGCAUGAUUCUGCUGUUCGAGUGCUGGUCUUCAGGAGUCUCAUACCUGGAGUCUUUUGUGCAGGAGCUGAUCUGAAGGAAAGGGCUCAGAUGAGUAAUGCAGAAGCUGAGCUGUUUGUUCAUGGCCUACGAUCACUAAUGAAUGACAUCGCUGCGCUGCCCAUGCCAACCAUAGCAGCAGUGGACGGCUUCGCUCUCGGCGGCGGUUUGGAGUUGGCGCUGGCGUGUGACCUUCGCACGGCAGCACAUUGUGCACAGAUGGGGCUGAUUGAGACGACGCGAGGAUUACUCCCAGGGGCAGGGGGCAGUCAGAGGUUGCCCCGGACUGUGGGUUUUGCCGUGGCGAAAGAGCUGAUCUUCACGGGUCGCCGUGUUGGAGGUGAACAGGCUGUGAAUCUGGGUUUGGUGAACCGCUCUGUGCCUCAAAACCAGACAGGAGACGCGGCCCACAGAGAGGCUCUGAGUCUGGCCAGAGAGAUCCUACCUCAGGCCCCGAUUGCAGUGCGAAUGGCUAAAGUAGCAAUGAAUCGAGGUGCAGAAGUAGACAUCUUUUCAGGAAUGGCUAUUGAAGGAAUGUGUUACGCCAGGCUCAUUCCUACACGGGACAGACAAGAGGGCAUGGCUGCGUUUAUAGAGAAGAGGCCUCCAAGGUACACCGGAGAAUGACUCAAACCUGCGUAACACAUUUUUAAUCAACAGUACAAAUGCCUUGAACAUACUGUACUGAGAAGUGCCAGGUUUUAGUUUCCAUUGAAAUCUGAGCAUUAUUAGUUUUAAUAAUAACUACCAAAACCAACUCAAGGAUCAUGUCGUUACACGUAAUUAUUUGUUACACGCAUGUUUUUUUUUCUGGAUCUAUUUGUCUAAACAAUUAUCUCCAGAAUCAUAAAAUACUUUUAAAUGAAAGUAAAAACAUAUUUGUCAUUUUAUAGAUGGAAUAUCCAUUAAAUUUUAUUGAUUAUAUUAUUACUUUAAAGUAGUCAUUUUAUUAUGCCUUUAUUUUUUGAUUGUUGCACAAGUGCAAUUCACUUAAUUGUCACCAGUGCUAUAACAAUGGUCUUAGAAAUACAUGGAAGUUUUAAUAGUUAUGUUUUCACACAAAGAUGCGAAUUAGAUUCAUGCGCAAAACUGGAAUAUCGCCUAAAACAUUUGUGAAUGAUCAACAGUUUCCAUCUAAUUAUUCAAAGAGAAUAAAAUCAUCACUUCCUGAUAAACUGACAGCAAAUUAAAAAAAUAUAUAUAUAUUCUCUUAUAUGUGCCUCUUUCCUCAUAUAUUUAAUUACUUGUGCCUCAGAAGACGAUGCCGAAAAAACUUUUUGAUGCGCAUUUUGGAAUUUAUUUGGUAAAUGCAUUUCCAUCGUUGUUUAUGUGCAUUUAUUUCUUAAUGGAUUAAAUGUUUAUCAACAUUUAUGUGCAUCUUGCUGGUUCCAUUAAGCUUUUUUAUGCAAUAUUUCGAAAUGCGCAUAAUAAUAGAUGGAUGAAAGCACAGCUACUGAAGAUAACUGCAGACUGAAGCGGCAUGGGGUUUACGCUCUUUAAUCUCCAAGCAAUUUUGCAUAAAUGGGAAUCUGUGCAUCAGUACGACACUCUAGUUUACUCUGGUUUUUCUGCUCAAUACACACUCUGUAGUAUCCUUACAGAGGGACAAGUGUAACCCACUGGUCCUACCGCACCCAACCCACUGUAAGCUGGAAUGGAACCGGCGAUUUUCUGAAUGAGAGUCUCUUGUUCUAACAAGGAGGCUAGUGACCAUGGCCUUUAGCGUCUGUCACUAGAGCAACUUUAGAGGUCAGAGGAGUGAGGUUUACCCGCACAGCACUUCCCAUCUAAGCUCCAUUACACUUAUUACCCCCCAA